This is a messenger RNA of Mus pahari (shrew mouse), 2720 nucleotides long. RefSeq names its product F-box protein 43 (gene Fbxo43). Gene Ontology annotation, biological process: negative regulation of meiotic nuclear division; regulation of mitotic nuclear division. Gene Ontology annotation, molecular function: zinc ion binding. NCBI's taxonomy places the organism in Eukaryota, Metazoa, Chordata, Mammalia, Rodentia, Muridae. Bases 487 to 2478 code for a protein of 663 amino acids. The transcript has 5 exons. The record is from RefSeq and is a predicted model, not a curated record. Gene Ontology annotation, cellular component: nucleus.
CGCACGUCCGGGUGACGACCGUUAGUCCCGCCCGCAGCAGACGGCGGGGCAGCUCCGGGGCCAGCUCCCGGUCUCUAGUCGGGAGAUUCCCCCAGGUCCAAGCCUGGCUGGAGAGAGGCCGGAGAGUGCGGCUGCUGCGGGGCGGAGAGAUUCCGAGCGACUCGACCUUCCCAGCACGCCGCCGCUGCCUCUCCAGAAGCCGCCCGGGCGCUGCUCGGGGCUCCGUUAAUUGUUGAGGUUUUUCUCUUAAGUGGUGGUACCUCGGCAUGAACUUUAAAGGCAAAGAUGACAGACUUUGUUGUUUGGAAGCCUACCUUACUUUGACAUGUCUUAAGAACUCAAGGUUGACUGGUGGUAAGAUAUUCCACUUUAAUGAGGGCAUCGGUUUAACGAAGCAGUUCUUUGACUUGUAUUGGGCUUUCUUGGCUACACAUCACAAAGGAAGAAUAAACUUGUGUCUACUUUGUAAAAACAGAGAGCUUGAAGAUGUCCCAAAGGCACUCAGCCAGCCACAGAGCAGGAAGCAAUAUGGACUCCUCUGCUGUCACUGUCAAGGGUUUCAGCCUCAUAGACUUUUGUCCCACAUCCUCCUUUAACUAUAGCGGCCAUCACGAGCUGUCAGAAUCUUGCAGCCUUAAUAAGAAAGAAAAAGAGCCUAUGCUAACCUAUGAGCAUCCUGAAACUCCAAGUUUAGGUUCCCUCAAUCCUGCAGUAUCUCCCAGUCAAAUAAAGAAGUCUGUGUCCCUAAGGAAGGAAAAGGAUAAAAGCCCAGAACUUUGUGAGACUCCUAAACUCAGAAGGAAAAAAUGCACAUUACGCAGGCAGCUAGACUUAUCUUUCACUCUUCUGAAGGGGGAUUCUGAUUCACAAAGCAGAUCUCUGGAAAGUAGCAUAAGCCAAGGUCUUAGCCUAGAAAAACAUUUGCCAGGUAGCACUUCAGGUUUCCCAAAGGAAGACAACUUUAGCCCACUAGUUACCAGCACAAUAAAAACAGAUGAUGUGGUUUCCAGCAGUCAGAACUCAAGGUUACAUUUUUCUCAGCACAAGACUUCCACCAUUGAUGAUUCCAAAGACAACUGCGGCUUAUUUGAAGUGGAAUGUCUGUCUCCAAUUGAAGGCAAUGAUUUUAAGGAUUCUAUUACACACUUUAGUGACAGCAGUUUAAGUGUCAGUGAUGAGAAUACAUGUCCUGAACUUCCGGGCUCCUGUGGUAGCCAAACAAACUAUGGAGCAGAUGUGACCACAUCUGUAACUCCAGUAAGUAGUCUCAUAGCAAAAAUCAAAUUUAAUGGAAGCCAAACCCUUGAUUCUUCAGCAGAGGUGAGAGACAGUCUUUCAACACCUGAAGACAGUGGCUUUUGCUCACUUAGCUGGGACAAAUCAGAAGAUUUCCUCUCUGACCAAGAGGGCUCUUUUCAAGAACUGCUUCAAAAACAUAGGGUGACUCCUAAAGUUGGGGACCUGGUAAAAAAGCCAAAGCAUUUUGGGAGGUUUAGAAGACUGUCCACUCUUCAGGAGCAAGGCUCCCAGUCAGAAGAUGAAACGCAGACGGCCCAUCCCAACUCUGAACCGAGAGUGGGCACUGCUUUGGGUGUCUUGGAGAGGCAACAAGGCUCUGAGGAGAGGAGUGGGGAUUUGGCUCUAAGCUUUAAGGACUUAUCACAUACUCCAGCCCUGCAGUUAGUGCACGAGCUCUUUAUGAGAAGCAAAAGGAAACGAUCCCAGCAGGAAGAUGACCAGGAAUUCUUCGAGGACAGGGAAGAGGGGAAAAUUGCCAGACUGCAGCGUGUUCUCGCAGGACUGAUUGGCAAGAAGAUGGGCAUAGAACAGCUGGAUAUCCUGACAGAGUUACAAUAUAGAAACUUGAAGCAUAUCCUAGCUAUGGUUUUAGAGUCCUUGACUUCGGAGAGUUUAUACAGUGCUUGGAACGUCAGCAGAAACUGGCGUGAAAUUGUGGCUCAGGAUAAAAAGGCAAACAGGAGGAGGAAACUUUAUGUCACACAGCUGAAAGCGCGUGCUCAGGGGGCCGCUGUGUUACGUGUUCAGGAUGCUGCCACUCGGCUCCGCCUUCUGAGUCGCUUGGCCUUAAGGUCAGUGCAGGCACAGGCACAGGCACCCAGUGGUCUGAACGAGCAGGUUCCAACUCUGUCCCCUUGGGGGGAUGUUCUGACACCUGUAGCAAGCUCUUCCCUCACCCACCUCCGGAGUAAACAGGAACAGUAUGUGAAGGUUGCCAGGACACUGUUUACUGACGAAGCCUUAAAGCCCUGCCCAAGGUGCCAAUCCCCUGCUAAGUACCAGCCACAUAAGAAAAGGGGGCUAUGUAGCCGCUUGGCCUGCGGCUUUGACUUUUGUGUGUUAUGUCUGUGCGCUUAUCAUGGGUCUGAAGACUGUAGAAGAGGGUCAGCAAAGGCUAGAGGUAGCAAAGAUGUUCUCCCAGGGAGUGCCCAAAGCAAGCGGAACUUAAAACGCCUCUGAAGAGACUAAGGAACCUCCCCUGCUGGCCCAUGUUCUGUCUGACUUAAAAUUAUGACGAUUUUGAACACAUGCAAAUCUUCCCAUUGAUGACAUUGAUUUAUUUCCUACUUUGCUUAUGUUAUAAUGCACACCAUUGUAUAUUUUCUUUAAAGUGAUGAAUUUUGAAAUAAUUUUAUUUUACUAUGUCAUAUCCCCAUUUUAAAUAUUUUGAUGUUUUAAAUAAAGAAUUUUCAGGGUUGUUA